This is a messenger RNA of Kuraishia capsulata CBS 1993, 1743 nucleotides long. RefSeq lists its product as uncharacterized. NCBI's taxonomy places the organism in Eukaryota, Fungi, Ascomycota, Pichiomycetes, Pichiales, Pichiaceae. Gene Ontology annotation, biological process: mannan biosynthetic process. Gene Ontology annotation, molecular function: alpha-1,2-mannosyltransferase activity. The transcript has a single exon. Gene Ontology annotation, cellular component: Golgi apparatus. The coding region runs from base 1 to 1743 and encodes 580 amino acids. The record is from RefSeq and is a predicted model, not a curated record.
AUGGUUUCACCCAGGGUGAAACGCAUACGCAUAAUACUCCUGGUUGUCGGAGUGAUAUUAGUCUCAACCAUCAUUCACACUACUGCCAGUCCCAAUUACAAGGAACUCCUCACUUUUGAUAGCCCAUUUUCUCUUUACAGCAACAGAUUAACAGGCCAGGGUAAGUCCCAGGAUGAUUCCGGCACCCAAGAAGAUGACAACGUGUUAAAGCCGGAGGACGAAUCCCACAAGAACAAGUUUGGCGAAGCUGCGUUUGGCGGCGAUGAUGCAGCCCAUGAUUUGGGCGGUAAUGGGAAGCUUGUCAAGGAUUCCGUUUCUCUAUUGGCGAAAAUCCUGGCCGAAGCGAAGCCGACUUCUGCUCCACUUGUCAAAUACAACAAUGAUGAGAAGGCUGCUGAGCUCUUUCACACUAAUGAGGAUUUCCACUUCAGUGAGGAGUAUCUUUCGCAUUUGCUUGUAGUUGACGAUGAUACGGUCAAGGAUCUCACCAAGAAACACCAGCUGUUUGUGCAGAAGGCUUUCGUCGACAACAAGUUCCCUGUAUUCGGUGACUCCAAGAAAACUGCAUCCGGAAGAGGUAUAGUUAUUGUUGGAGGUGGUGAUUACAAUUGGCUGACUCUUUUGAAUAUCAACCAAUUGAGAACAACUGGAUGCACUUUACCGGUCGAAGUCUACAUUGCCAACGCUGAUGAUUAUGAGAAAGCAUUCUGCGAUGAAAUUUUGCCAGAGUUGAACGCCAAGUGUGUUCUGGGUCACAAAGAGAUCCCCAGCGGAUUGCGCAAUAGUGAAGCGAUUAGUGGAUUCCAGUACAAGUUGUACGCUUUUUUCGCGAGUUCUUUCCAGGAGAUUCUCUUUUUGGAUUCGGAUAAUGUCGUUGUGCGAGACCCCACUCCCAUGUUUGAUAGCAAGCCCUACCUGAAGACUGGCUUGGUUUUAUGGCCUGAUUGCUGGUCCCGUACUACUCAUCCAAAGUAUUACAGCAUAGCUGGCAUCAAAGUGGGCGACAAACCGGAUCGAGGCCAGUUUAAGAACGAGAAAGAUCCAAGGAACUGGAACUACCAUGAUCUCCCAGGCACACUGCCCAAUCCAGCCAGUGAAACUGGUAUGAUUAUCCUGGAUAAGAAGAGACAAGUUCAGACUCUACUUCUUGCUUUAUACUACAACUUCUAUGGACCUGACUUUUACUACCCUCUGUUAACUCAAGGCGGAGCCGGCGAAGGAGACAAGGACACAUUUCCAGCCGCUGCGCAUGCUCUGGCGCAACCAUACUACCAGGUGAAAGCGCCGUUCUCGUUUAUUGGGUACCAUGAUAGUGAAGGGUUCCACUCCAAGGCUCUUGGUCACUACGAUCCAGGCCAGGAUUACAGCAAAUUUUUGUCAAAGGACAAAAAAGAAAAGGAAAAGGAGCUUGAUCUUAUGUUUAUGCACCUAUCAUAUCCCAAGCUUUUCCCCUACACGCUCGAUCUGGAGCUGAAGGCGGAAAACGGUGACCAGAGAAGACUGUACCUGAGCUCUACAGAGAAAUCUGGAUAUGACUUUGAGCUUCAGAUGUGGAACAUAUUUACACAGUUACUAUGCGAGGACUACAAAUUGGACAAGAAGACCUCUUCACUGGAACUCAGUGAGAGAAUGAGAUCGAAGGCAAGGAAGCUGAAAGUUGCACAGAAAUCGGAUGCGAAACAGGCAUGCUCCUCGCUGCACCUUCCGCAUCUUAAGCACUUGAGAGCUAACCCAGAAAAGUGA